Messenger RNA from Baudoinia panamericana UAMH 10762, 2306 nucleotides. RefSeq lists its product as uncharacterized. The transcript has a single exon. NCBI's taxonomy places the organism in Eukaryota, Fungi, Ascomycota, Dothideomycetes, Mycosphaerellales, Teratosphaeriaceae. Gene Ontology annotation, molecular function: pyridoxal phosphate binding; 5-aminolevulinate synthase activity. The record is from RefSeq and is a predicted model, not a curated record. Gene Ontology annotation, cellular component: mitochondrion. Gene Ontology annotation, biological process: heme biosynthetic process. Bases 274 to 2142 code for a protein of 622 amino acids.
UGAGAUCGACAGCAUCGUAGACGACGUUCGACAGUAGCGAACCAAUAACAGAUCUGGUCGCCGUGCUGACUCGAACCUUGAAGAUCUUCGGAAUUGGUUCUCCGGUGGGGUCGAGAUUUCGCUUGCGGCAUUCGAAGUGUUUCCCUCCUUCGCUCACCUCAGACGGUCAGACGCACCGGGCCAGCUUCGCUUACGACCAACUUCCCUUAGGACUGUUUGUAUCUGUACACGCUCUCACUACAUAUCUUGGGAAACAAACAGUGUGUGUUCGCGAUGGAGGCCCUUCUCAGCAAAAGCCGUACCAUGUGCCCGUUUUUGAAGAAGACAUCGCCCGCCACCCUUCGCUCGCUCUCUUCCAGCACCGCCGUCCAGCACUCGACGCCCGGCGGCGGCGCCAUGUCGAACUUGCAGAUUACUGCUCGCCGCUGCCCGGUCAUGGGGAGGGCGCUUUCGAUCCAGAGCGGUCGAAACCUGACCAGCUCCGUCCUGGCGGGUGCAUUCAGCGGCACGAGGGCCUACCACCAGAAGGUGCCGAAAGCCAAGCUGCACACGACGGCGCCGAAGGAGGCUCAGGCAGUUGAUCUGCACCGUGUCAGCCGUGAGCAUGCACCAUUCCACCCACCAGCGGCCAAGCCUGGAACUGCUGCUCAGACGCAGACCCAACACGGUGUUGCACCGGAGCCGCCGAAACCCGUCAACUUUAAUUAUGAUGGCUUUUACCAGAACGAGCUGGACAAGAAGCACAAGGACAAGAGCUACCGCUACUUUAACAACAUCAAUCGCUUGGCCCAGGAGUUUCCGCGCGCCCACAUGUCCGCUCCGGACGAGCGGGUCACGGUGUGGUGUUCCAACGAUUACUUGGGUAUGGGCAGAAACCCGCAUGUGCUCAAAAGAAUGCACGAGACUCUUGAUAGAUACGGCGCGGGUGCAGGCGGCACUAGGAACAUAUCUGGCCAUAAUCAGCAUGCUAUGGAUCUGGAGGGCACGCUUGCGAAAUUGCACGCCAAGGAGGCAGCUUUGGUGUUUUCCUCUUGCUAUGUCGCAAACGAUGCCACGCUAGCGACGUUGGGCAGCAAGUUCCCGAACUGCGUGAUCCUGAGCGACAGUAUGAACCACGCCUCCAUGAUCCAAGGCAUCCGCCACUCAGGCGCCAAGAAGAUGGUUUUCAAGCAUAACGAUGUGGCCGACUUGGAAAGCAAGCUUGCGAGUCUGCCUGCAGACGUACCGAAGAUCAUUGCGUUUGAGAGUGUGUACAGCAUGUGCGGCAGCAUUGGCCCGAUCGAGCAGAUCUGCGACUUGGCGGACAAGUACGGUGCCAUUACCUUCUUGGAUGAAGUACAUGCGGUUGGCAUGUAUGGACCGAACGGUGCUGGCGUGGCGGAGCAUCUCGACUAUGAUAUCUACGCGAACGGCGGUAACACCAGAGGCACGGUUAUGGACCGGAUUGACAUCAUUACUGGCACACUUGGCAAGGCAUACGGCUGCGUUGGCGGCUACAUCGCCGGAUCCGCGAAGAUGGUCGACACUGUCCGCUCGCUGGCCCCAGGCUUCAUAUUCACCACGUCCUUACCUCCUGCCACCAUGGCCGGCGCUAAGACAGCCAUUGAGUAUCAGAUGAGCUACCAGGGCGACCGACGCUUACAGCAACUCCACACGCGCGCAGUGAAGGAGAGUCUCAACGCCAUGGACAUUCCCGUCAUCCCCAACCCAUCCCACAUCAUCCCAGUAUUGGUCGGCAAUGCCGAAGUUGCCAAGCAAGCUUCCGACCUACUGCUGGAGAAGCACCAAAUCUACGUCCAAGCCAUCAACUACCCGACCGUCCCUGUUGGUCAAGAACGUCUCCGCAUCACGCCCACGCCUGGCCAUAUCAAGGCGUACCGUGAUCAUCUCUGCCAAGCUUUGGAGAGCGUGUGGAAUGAGCUCGGUAUUAAACGGACCUCGGACUGGGCGCGUGAGGGCGGAUUCAUUGGCGUCGGCGUGCAGGAUGCCGAGGUUGUGGAGCCGCUAUGGACGGAUGAGCAGUUGGGCUUGGAACAGUUCGCAAGAGAUUUGGAGGCUGGGCAGGGUACGCUUGGGGCGCUGGAGAACGUGCUGGAGAGGGAGCAUGUGCAGGUGCGGCAGGCUGUGGCUGCUGCCGCUUGAUGGCCAGGAUAUGGCAUCUUAGUCACUUAGAACACCUGUAUCCGAAGGUACACUCCCCAGGCUGCUUACGAGUCUUCUGCAUAUGAUCAAUAUUGUAUGUCUGUCUGUCCUUCGGUCGAUUGACGUCUAGGCCGUUUAGCCUGGUGAACGCGUUCAGUUGUCUG